AAGAAAAUCAAAGGAUAAUGAUAAGGCUCAUUAUGACCUUAUGGACAUGAACAUAAGAAGUUAGCUACAUCCAAGGAUCCAUCAAAGCAAUGGUAGAAAGUAUUUGCCUAGAGCUUGUUAUCAAAUGACAUCAAAUGGAAGGAAUCUUUCUUGGAAGUUCUAAAGAAUAUGAAAUCUUCUGAUGAAUGUGUUUCUAGUAUUCCAAGAUGUGUGCAAGUGAAACAACGCAAGAUAUUUGGUCUCAAAAGUUAUGAUUGUCAUCUCUUAAUGCAAGAGUUUCUUCCUAUUGCUAUGAAAGGUUGUUUGCCCAACAAUGUGAGUAAAGUGAUAAGUGAUCUUUGUCAUUUCUUUAAAGAACUAUGUGGUAAAGUGCUUAGUGAGCAUAAUUUGGAGCACUUGGAGAAUCGAAUAGCUAAAACAUUGUGCCAAUUAGAAAAGAUUUUCCCUCCAUCUUUCUUCACUAUAAUGGUGCAUUUGGUAAUCCAUUUGGCAUAUGAGGCAAAAAUUGCUGGUCCAGUUCAUUAUCGAUGGAUCUAUCCAAUUGAAAGGUUCCUUUUUACUCUAAAGUCAUUUGUUCGUAAUCGAGCACACCUAGAAGGUUAUAUUGCAGAGGGUUAUUUAGCUAACGAAUGCUUGAUAUUUUGUUCACGAUAUCUCUCUACAGUGGAAACACGGUUUAGUCGACCUAGUCGAAAUGAUGAUUCCUCUUUUGUAGAAAAUGCCAAUGUGUUUAAUCCUAGAGGUAGACCAUUAGGGAGAAAAAAUCUUGUUGGGUUUAAAGUGAAGAAAAGGAAAAGAGUUUCUCGAGUUUCUCUUGAUAAAAAAACAUUGCUACAAGCACAUAGAUAUGUGCUUUUCAACAACACUAAUGUUGACCCCUUUCAAAGAGAACACAUUGACUUUAUCAAGAGACGUAAUCAAAAUCGUCGGCUAUCACCAUAUGAUAUUGAAAAAAUUCAUAGUCGAACUUUUUCUGAUUGGUUUCGCGAAAGAGUAGCUGUUUACGGUGAUUUCCGGUAA
Messenger RNA from Vicia villosa (hairy vetch), 1020 nucleotides. RefSeq lists its product as uncharacterized. Lineage: Eukaryota; Viridiplantae; Streptophyta; Magnoliopsida; Fabales; Fabaceae. The transcript is spliced from 4 exons. Bases 169 to 1020 code for a protein of 283 amino acids. The record is from RefSeq and is a predicted model, not a curated record.